AUGGAACACAGUAAUGACACCAAAGUGACGGAAUUUAUUCUCCUGGGCUUUGCUGGUCAACAUGAGUUUUGGCACAUCCUCUUUGUGGCAUUCCUAUUGAUUUACACAGCCACCUUAGUAGGCAAUGUCGGCAUGGUCCUGCUCAUCAAGGUCCACUCUUCCCUGCACACGCCCAUGUACUUCUUCCUGCAGCACUUGGCUUUUGUUGACCUCUGCUAUUCCUCUGCCAUCGCUCCUAAGACACUGAAGAACCUCGUGAGCACAAAGCCAUCCAUCUCCUUCCCAGGAUGCAUUGUUCAGCUAUUGGUCUAUGGUACCUUUGUCACCAGUGACUGCUUCAUCCUGGCUGCUAUGGCUGUGGACCGCUAUGUGGCCAUCUGUUACCCACUGCGUUAUCCAGUCAUCAUGUCCCAGAGACUCUGCAUUCUGCUGCUACUUGUUUCAUACACCAUGGGCUUCCUAAAUGCCUCUGUAAAUACAAGUUUUACCUUCUCAUCAAAAUUCUGCAAAUCCAAUGCCAUUAAUCACUUUUUCUGUGAUGUGCCACCAAUUCUUGCCCUAUCUUGCUCCAGUAUUGACCUCAAUAUCCUGGUACUGACUGUCUUUGUGGGGUUUAACUUAACACUCACUAUAUCUGUUGUCAUUUUUUCCUACACAUUUAUCUUGGCCGCCAUCCUAAGAAUGUCUUCUGCAGCGGGAAGGAGAAAAGCUUUCUCCACAUGUGCCUCCCAUAUGACAGCUGUCACCAUAUUCUAUGGAACACUCUCAUACAUGUACGUACUUCAUGGGAACAACAGAUCUCAAGAGCAAGAGAAGGUGGCUUCUGUGUUCUACAGUAUUAUGAUCCCCAUGCUAAACCCCCUCAUCUACAGCCUAAGAAACCAGGAUGUGGUUGAAGCUCUGAGGCACGUAAGGAACAAGUGUUUCUAG
This is a messenger RNA of Meriones unguiculatus (Mongolian gerbil), 930 nucleotides long. Its product is annotated as putative olfactory receptor 5AK3. Gene Ontology annotation, cellular component: membrane. The transcript has a single exon. Gene Ontology annotation, molecular function: odorant binding; olfactory receptor activity; G protein-coupled receptor activity. Lineage: Eukaryota; Metazoa; Chordata; Mammalia; Rodentia; Muridae. The record is from RefSeq and is a predicted model, not a curated record. Gene Ontology annotation, biological process: sensory perception of smell; G protein-coupled receptor signaling pathway. The coding region runs from base 1 to 930 and encodes 309 amino acids.